GGAGAUAUUCCCGUGCAAACGCAUCCCGGGCGCGUCUGCAUGGCGCACUCUUUGCAAGCCACACCGGGGGAAGCGCGCCCCGACUUUGCGCUCCCUCCUCCGCUUCUUCUCCCGCUGCAGUUACGCAGUGGGGAGAACGCGGUGACGGAAUCCGCCGGCCUCAACUGAAUUCCUCGGCAGUUGGAAAAGGAAAAGUCGGCCGCCGAGGAAUCAUGGCCCAUACCCUUCCCGUUCCCUGCCCGGUCAAACUCGGGACGGUCAAACUCGAGAGCCCUGAGGCUCGGUUGCACGAUUACGUGAAGCAGGGGAACUACGUGAAAGUGAAGAAGCUGCUCAAGAAAGGAAUCUCUACCCACUCGCUCAACUCCCUAGGACAAACCCCUCUCUUCACAGCUGCCUUGCUCGGACUGGGAAAACUUGUGGAUAUCCUUCUGGAUUAUGGUUCGGACCCGAACCACCGUUGUUACGAUGGGAGCACCCCGAUCCAUGCGGCGGCCUUCUCGGGAAGCCAGUUCAUUCUUAGCAAACUGCUUGACGCCGGUGGGGAUCUGCGACUCCAUGACAAGGAUGGGAGGACCCCCCAAAGCUGGGCUGUGACCGCGGGGAAAGAAAGCAGUGCGCAGAUGCUUGAAUUCAUUCAGCGCUGCACCACUCACAUGCAAGUCGUCCUCCAGAAUCAGUCCUUGGAUCUGCUGAGGAAAGUGGACUCGCCCAGGGCCCUGGUCCACAGCCCGUCCAAGUUUGGGGGAAUUACGCAGGGGGCAGCUGACAGCCCACUAGGGAGGUUCAUGAAACGUGGGAACAGCGUGUCCCAAAACAUCUUCAGUUUUGGGUUCGGGAAGUUUUUUCUCACCAGCAAGAGGCAGAUGGGUUACCUCGCUUCCCUUCCCAUCAUAGCGGAUAAAGAGGUCGUCCAGGCCGAUGACGAGCCCACCUUCUCUUUCUCCACCGGGCCGUACAUGAGCAUGACCAACCUGAUGUGGGGUGGCAACCGUGUCACCGUGAAGGAGCUGAGCAUGAAGCCGCACCAGCACUGCAGCAAGCUGCGCCUCUCUGACCUCCUCCUGGCCGAGCAGGAAUACAGCAGCCAACUCCACCACCCCCACCUGCUGCUGCUGAUGGCCGUCUGUCUGUCCAACGACUUGGAGAAAACCCGCCUGGUGUUUGAGAGGGUGAACUUUGGGUCUCUCUACAGCAUCCUUCACGAGCGGCGCUCCGAAUUCCCAGUGCUGCACAUGGAGACGAUUGUGCACUUGCUGAUCCAGGUGAGCGACGCGCUGCGAUACCUGCAUUUGCGUGGCUUCAUCCACCGCACCCUCAGCUCCUACGCCGUGGUGGUUGUGCUGGCCGGGGAAGCCAAGCUGACCAACCUGGAGCACAUGAUCGAGAGCAAAGACGGAGGGGAGCACAGUGACCUGACGCGGGUGCCCAUCCCUCCCCAGCUGUAUAAAUGGUGCGCCCCAGAAGUGAUCCUUGAACGAACUGCGACUCAAAAAUCGGACAUCUAUAGUUUUUGCGCCGUCAUGCAGGAGGUGUUUACAGACACCAUUCCCUGGGAUGGACUGGAAGGUUCGGCCGUCAAAGAUCUCAUAAUCUCGGGACAAUGGCUGGAAGCCGACGCCAGGCUGCCCAAGCCCUACUACGACGUUGUGAAGACCGGCCUCGAGUCCAGGCAGAAGCAGCGCACGAUGAACCUGCAGGACAUUCGUUACGUCCUGAAGAACGACUUGAAGGAUUUGCUCGAGUCUCGCAGGAACCGCCCUUGUGCAGAACCAGUGUCCCCCAAGCCUGAAAUGCACCCCAAUAUCAACAUCUGCUUGCCCUCCGCCUCGGCUCUCGUGAAGAAGCCACAGCCGCAAGAAGAGACGGCUCACAUAGCCAGGAGCUUCACCAUGACCAGGUGCGCCGUUUCCUCCCCGGAGAUCAAACCUGCCGUCGUCCAAGUCUCCGAGCCAGUUCUUCGCAUGGCUCAGUCGAGCCCGAUUUUAGAGGGGCAUUUGGAAGACUUUGAGGAAGCCAGAAAUGCAAACUUGAGCCUUUGCAGCGUGGAAAUCAAUGAGAUCUACACUUGCUACCCAGAGCUGUGUGAAGGGACGGAGGAGGACGCAGAGGUGGCAAGAAUAAGGAAGAAUCCCGAUGCUGGGGAGGAGUUGCAGGAUGCUCCAGGGGACGCAGCCCAAGUCGCAUCCCCUCGAGCUGCUGAAAUCCAGGAAUGCGAGGCGGGCCUGUCCUCAGACACCGAAACGGAAUGCAGUCAGGAGGAGCUGAACGGCGUAUCCGUGAUGAACGAGGUGCUAAGGAGCGCCCGGAGCAAAGGUGGGGAUAUCCAGUCCCAGUUUGAGUACAAAUUUGGAAAGUGUGUCCUCGACCUGAAGAUUUGCCAAACUCUGCUCCAGCAAGCCACGGACUCCCUCUCCCGGACAGAAGCCAAACUAGGCGCGCUGGAGACCUUGGGCAAACCCCGGCGGCUCUUUUGGGGGACUCAGGCAAGGGAGCAGCCCGCCGUUGUGAUUCCUGCCAGGGUCUGCCAAGAGAAGCUGGAGACCAUCUUGAGAAAUAUUAGGGCUCCCUUAAAUGGAGACCGUGCCCUGCAGUGGAAGGCUGCCGCUCCCCCGGUGGAGACCUAUGUGUCUCCGCCUUUCCGGAUCCCGGGGACCUGCAGACCCCUGGUGAUUCACUCUUACCAGGCUGUCGAAAACAGACCCAAGAAUGUCAGCCAGAGCCAGGAUGCCACCUACUGGAGCGAUUUUGGACUGGAAGCAGCCAAAAGUCCCUUAAAUCAAAGAGGAACAGAACCGAACUAUCAGCUCUUGCACCCAGGCAUGUCCUUCCGGAGGAGGAAGAGCCCCCACCUGCGUCGAGGCAGCUCCGUGUUGGACGGGAUCAAAGUGGCAGAUGGGUCCCUGGAAAAAAUAGCUCCUGAAACCUGCAGAGCGAACUUGAGAAGAGAAGAGAGGAGAAUGGCUCAGUGUGAAUGGACAACCGAAGUGAAGCAGAUGGCAAAGAAGGUGGCAUCGGGGCAGCUUGGCUUCCCGGCCCAGCACCCUGCCAGCAGAUGGAUGUUGGAGAGCGAGGCCGAGGACAUCAGGACCGUUUUUCCAAGCCCCGCCUACCGCGAGAGGGUCAGAUUCUGCCAGGAGAAUGGCGAGGUGGGGAAGGGGCAGCCCAGGAGGGCAAUCGGAGACUAUAAGGUGCUUUCUGACCAUGACGAGAGAAACCUGAACAGCCCGUUGGGAAGAGCCACAAGACUGGAGAAGCAAGGAAAACGCAGUCCAAUUCCAGCCGGCGAGGGUGGCGCAGCAUCACACAACCACGUGGGCCGUUCUCUCACCACCGAGGAUUCUUGCAGGGAACAGCUGGAAGAGCAGACCCACUCGCCAUCUUCCUCCCUUAACGUGUCGGAGGAGUUUUUAACUCCGGACCCUGACUAUUUUUUUGGUGGUUCUGCUCCUCAUGAGCAUUCUGAAUUGGAAUAUUCAACGGCUGAAGAGGAAGAAGAAGAAGAUAUUCUAGAAAUAACGGAGGAAAUCUGUGGGCAGAAGGAACAGUCGAAACAGUCUCAAGUAAUCUGUGGUCAGAAAGAACAUCCCAUCGAUGCCGGGCAGAGAAGAGAGUUUUCCUGUGGGACAGGUACAAAAUACAUCCAUGACGAUGUGCCAAGGAGAGAGAGAUUUCCUCCUGCAAUCAGCCCUGGGACAGCACAAGGCAGGAGGCUCGGUGAAGCUCCAAGAGAAUCAAAAGGAGACCCGUAAGGACCGUUCGCUGCUUUGGAGCAGAGCUGGUUUCUCUCGCUAUCCCUUGCAGAUAUUCAAGAUUUAUCUAGCAUCUCUUGCAAGGAUUCGUGUAAGACGUCAGCUUUUAAAACUCCCAGAAGUACUAACUCCCCAAUUAAGGCCAGCACCCCGCUUAGCCCAGCGGAUCCCGCACCAAAAUUUUCCUCCACUGUCACAAAAUACAAGGAUUAUUGUGUGAUGACCAUAGAUACAUCAUGCUGGGCUACCCAUGACGUCUCCUUGCUAGGACUCAGCACGUUUCCUGCCGCCCGUGCGAAAGGAGUGAUUACGGAAGUGGCGCCUGCUGCCCAGCACCCAUCCGCUGGGCUCUUAGAACCCGACAGUAAUCUUUGGCUGCCCCUUUCGAGGGGUCAGGCAGAAUCGGGGAGGGAGUUUCCUUCUACUCAGCAUAGCCCCCCCGGGAAAGCUGCUUCCAACUGCUUUUUGUCAGGAGCUCCUGAUCGGCUUGAUUCAGAAGACCAAGAGAAGCCGGAAGAGAAAACACCCAGUGUGAGCAAAGCUGAGGACAGCCUCUGGUUCAGCGAGAGCACGUGUCUGGGAGAAGAUACAGAAAGAGCUCAUUCAAGCCUUGACAAAGUUUUGGAAGAAGUUCUUUGUCCAAUUGCUGACAGCCACAACCUAAACAAAGGUCUGCCAGAUGCCAUCCAGAGGGGGGAGCCGAGCUGUGCCCACCACGGGAACAUUGAGAUGAAAGGGGCAGCUGAAGAAAGUUUCAGCGAAUCCGAAGGAUCCAUCGAAAACGUUGAAGGACUUUCUUGAGCGGAAAAGAUAAACCGAAACUCGGCUGGCUAAU
This is a messenger RNA of Candoia aspera, 4587 nucleotides long. It is a transcript of the gene TEX14, whose product is annotated as testis expressed 14, intercellular bridge forming factor. Gene Ontology annotation, biological process: mitotic sister chromatid separation; attachment of spindle microtubules to kinetochore; protein phosphorylation. Gene Ontology annotation, cellular component: intercellular bridge; midbody; kinetochore. Gene Ontology annotation, molecular function: protein kinase activity; ATP binding; protein binding. NCBI's taxonomy places the organism in Eukaryota, Metazoa, Chordata, Lepidosauria, Squamata, Candoiidae. The transcript is spliced from 28 exons. The record is from RefSeq and is a predicted model, not a curated record.